GCGAUUCUGUGUCGUUACAACGAAGAGAGUCGGAAACACGCAGCCUUAAGCCUCAGCAAGGAGCACAACCCCACCCAGUACGAGGAGCGCAUGCGGAUACAGAAAGCUGGGGGAAACGUCAGGGACGGAAGAGUCCUGGGAGUGCUGGAGGUUUCCCGCUCCAUUGGGGAUGGCCAGUACAAGCGCUGUGGUGUUAUCUCCGUGCCAGAUAUCAAACGCUGCCAACUCACGCACAAUGACAGGUUCAUUCUGAUAGCAUGUGAUGGCCUCUUUAAAGUCUUUACACCAGAAGAAGCCGUGAACUUCAUUGUGUCCUGCCUGGAGGAUAAGAACAUCCAGACGAGAGAAGGGAAGCUGGAAGCAGAUGCCAGGUAUGAAGCUGCGUGUAACAGACUGGCCAACAAGGCAGUGCAGCGGGGCUCGGCCGACAACGUCACGGUCAUGGUGGUCCGGAUAGAGCACUGAGAGAUGAGGUGCGGCAGCGGGAUCCUCAGCUGGCGGCAGGUGUAAGCGAAGGGAGGAGACAGCCUGUGUGCAUGUGUGGCCGGGAGGGGAGGGUCCUGCUGGAUGCUCUUC
Messenger RNA from Tauraco erythrolophus (red-crested turaco), 576 nucleotides. NCBI's taxonomy places the organism in Eukaryota, Metazoa, Chordata, Aves, Musophagiformes, Musophagidae. The record is from RefSeq and is a predicted model, not a curated record.